This is a messenger RNA of Penicillium arizonense, 822 nucleotides long. RefSeq lists its product as uncharacterized. The coding region runs from base 1 to 822 and encodes 273 amino acids. Gene Ontology annotation, molecular function: ATP binding; RNA endonuclease activity; protein serine/threonine kinase activity. Gene Ontology annotation, biological process: intrinsic apoptotic signaling pathway in response to endoplasmic reticulum stress; IRE1-mediated unfolded protein response; protein phosphorylation. The transcript has a single exon. Lineage: Eukaryota; Fungi; Ascomycota; Eurotiomycetes; Eurotiales; Aspergillaceae. The record is from RefSeq and is a predicted model, not a curated record. Gene Ontology annotation, cellular component: IRE1-TRAF2-ASK1 complex.
AUGGAGAUUAUCCAGCAAUCCGAAACCUUCAUAGAAGAGAAUGGCAAACUCCAGUUUUGCUGGCAGAACUUCUACGUCCGACACGAAGGCAACAUACACUACGGGACGUGGGACGAUCGAUCAACGAAACCAACACACCCAAGCCAGCUGCGGAAUCUCAAGUUGAUCAAAACAGAGGAUAUAGGUCCAGAAGUACAGGAAACAUGGGCUGUGACCUUGGAACAGAAUUGCCACUUCAAAGCGCCAGGUCUCAACGACCUUCAUGAUCCUGGGCUGGAGGAUACCAUGCGACACGAGGUUGAGAUCAAUGAGAUCUUGCGCCGGAAUCCACAUCCUAAUAUCGCUACCUACUACGGUUGUCGAGAGAAGAAUGGCCAUGUUACGGGUCUUUGCUUCAAGCGCUACAAAGCGACUAUGUAUCAGAGGGUUAACCCGGACUACUUGAACAAGGACGACUUCCGUUCUAGUGCACGCUUGCAAGUCGAUGAUGCUGUCAGGAUUGGUCUAGUUGGGAUUUUGGAUGCUAUUAGGCAUCUUCAUUCGCUUGGUUUGGUGCACAAUGAUCUCAACCCGUCCAAUAUCAUGUUUGAUGAGCUUGAUGAGCCGGUAAAUAUUGAUUUUGGGAGUUGUCGGAGGAUUGGGGAAUCGCUAGAUACUACUGGGGCUGGACAAACUGACGCAUGGCAUGAUCCGGCGAAUGAUGUUGUCUUGGAGAAGAAUGAUUCGGAUGCUUUUGAAGAGUUAAAGUCUUGGUUGGUUGGUUCGGUGGAUGAUGCAUGGUUGUUCCCCGAGGAACAGCCACUCGAGAGAUGUUACAAUUGA